GUUAAAGUAAGAUGUUGUUACACUGUGAUGAUUGAAGAUAUUGCUUCUAAAUCUCCAGACAGUGGCAUAUCUGUCAUCGCCGUAAACAAUCUUCAUCCACCUAAACUUAUGGUGGAUCGACGAGUGAUCACAGAGACCGAUUCAGUCACAUUGAACUGUCAGACUCCAUCAUCUGUUUCUGUUACUGAGUGUUAUUUCAUCAUUAUGAGAGGAAAACCUGCCAAAAGAUUCUCCUGUCUGAAGACGCUGAGUGGAACUGAGCUACUGUCAUUAACACAACAAAGUUUACCUGCUAAAGUUGAUGUGACAUGUUUUUACCUUUUAUCACAUCCAUCUCCACAGAGUGACAAAUCCACCAUCACCAUACAACUUCCUCGACCUGAACUGACAGUGAAUCCACUGAUGAUCACAGAGACAGACUCAGUCACAUUAAACUGUCAGACUCCAUCAUCCGUUUCUGUGACUGAGUGUUAUUUGUACUUCCUGAAAACAAGAAGUACCAGAACCAUCUCCUGUGUGGAAAACCUGGGAGGAACUGAGCUUCUGAUGACAGCACGUCAGAGUUCUCCUGCUGAUGUUAAACUAACAUGUUAUUACGAUGUAGAGCGAAGAGGAGGAAAAUAUUCAUCCUCACACAGCAACAUGUCCUCUAUCAGGAUACAAAAUCUUCAUCCACCUAAACUUAUGGUGGAUCGACGAGUGAUCACAGAGACCGAUUCAGUCACAUUAAACUGUCAGACUCCAUCAUCUGUUUCUGUUACUGAGUGUCAUUUCAUCAUGAGAGGAAAACCUGCCAAAAUGUUCUCCUGUCUGAAAACACUGAGUGGAACUGAGCUACUGUCGAUAACACAACAAAGUUUACCUGCUAAAGUUGAUGUGACAUGUUUUUACCUUUUAUCACAUCCAUCUCCACAGAGUGACAAAUCCACCAUCACCAUACAACUUCCUCGACCUGAACUGACAGUGAAUCCACUGAUGAUCACAGAGACAGACUCAGUCACAUUGAGCUGUCAGACUCCAUCAUCCGUUUCUGUGACUGAGUGUUAUUUGUACUUCCUGCAAACAAAAACUACCAGAAUCAUGUCCUGUGUGGAAAACCUGAGAGGAACUGAGCUUCUGAUGACAGCACAUCAGAGUUCUCCUGCUGAUGUUAAACUAACAUGUUAUUACGAUGUAGAGCAAAGAGGAGGAAAAUAUUCAUCCUCACACAGCAACAUGUCCUCUAUCAGGAUACAAAAUGUAAAAAGCUCAACAGAGUCAGCUUUCAUUGUGACCACAGACUUCACAGUCGGCACACCGCCGAGACCUUUAUUAUCUGCUUCCCUGACAUCAGUGAAACCUACAUCAGGUGUAAGCAUUGGUACGACGACUAACACUGUUAACUCACUCUCUACUUCCCUGACAUCUGUGAAACCAGCACCAGGUGUAAGCGUUGGUACAACGACUAACACUGUUAGCUCACUCUCUACUUCCCUGACAUCAGUGAAACCUACAUCAGGUGUAAGCGUUGGUACGACAACUAACACUGUUAACUCACUCUCUACUUCCCUGACAUCUGUGAAACCAGCACCAGAGACUGACUCUACAGAUGCUUUGACCUCAGAGUUUCCAAAGACUUCCCAGCCUCCAACCACAAAAACACAACAGUGGAAGUUUAUGUUUGUCAUUGGACCUGCUUUUGGGAUGUCUGUGGGCGUCAUUUUACUGGUGGCGGCAGUUCUCUGUUCCAGAAGAAGUGAACAACGUAUUUAUACCAGAUCUCAAGCCAAGUAUGCUGGUAAUGUUAUGCGCAUGGGGGAUUUUGACGUAGGAAAAUGGUUAUCUGCUGAUAAUAAUGAAGCCGACACUUUGACUCACUCUACCCCUGCAGCUGACUCUUCUAACGGGUUUGUGCAAGUGAGUACACAGAAGUCUGAAAGUGAGAAUGCUGACAUAUACCAUGUGUACUCCACCAUCCCUGAUGAGCCAGCUGCUUCAGCCCUGAUGGACACAGCUUACAGCACUAUACAACCACACUGAUGCACAACUUUUUAAAAAUAUGCACAAAGCAAAUGAGCCUAAAUAAAUAUCGCAAAUAUUAAAAACAGGUUUGAUCACCUGGAUACCUAGAUUACAUUUGUAUGUUAAAAUAUCAGUUAAAAGUUGACAGCCAAUCCUGGAGCUUAGCUAAUAUGACAGAGUCAUCUGUGAGAUUUCAUUCUAACUUAGGACCCAUUGUUAUACUAACAAUCAUAACUCAUUUCUUCUAUUAUACUGUACAUGAAAUCAUAUUCCAAUUAUGUAAUUUGUAAUCAAAAUUCUAAAAAUGAAAGAUAUUUUUAUUGCUGAUUGCUGACAUGUUAUUAAUGUUGGAAUUGUCUGUUUGCAGAGAGCUGUUUCUUUCAUAUUUUCUCCAUAAAUUCACCCGAUUGAGCCAGCAGAUUCUUAUAUAUAAUAUAGACUUCAUUUAUAAAAAAGCCAAAAAGACAUUCUGUGCAAAGUAUGACAUCAAAGCCACACUCAAAAUCUACAAGUGAUCAGCUUUGACAAGUUGUUUGAAUGUGCAUGACUUCCUUUCGAGGAGAGGGGGCUAAAGGGCAAGGGGAUGGAGGGGACUUUGGGGAGGGGUAUACCUUGACAGGUUGCCAGGCUAUCAUAUGUCUUAGAGACAAGGGGUGUGAAAUUUUCCCCAGCAUAAAUUGUGUAAUGUGUCCAAGACAUCUAAAAGUCAAAGGCAGUAAAACAAAGAAAAGUCAGUAUUAUUCUUUAUGUAAUGAACUGUUGUAAUGGGACCAAGGUUUUGUUAAGAAGUUAUUAUCUCUCCCCUCAUGUCAUCAAUAAUUUAAUCUGUAAUAAUUUAUAUGUAAAUUGUUUACAUAAUCUCAAACAUGGAAUAUGUUAUUUUGUUUGUACUCAGUUUUCUUGACAAACUUGUGCUUACAGAAAAUGGUUGCAUAUUUAUCUGUGGCCUGUGAAAUCUAUUAUUACAUUCAAGGGUUUGCUGUGGUUUCCUGGACCAGAAAGGUGCAAAGUGUCAAUAACACUUUGACAUAAUUCAGUUGAGCUCAAUAAAGUAGUUAACAAGUGGUAGAAAGGAUUUAUACCUCACCUAUACAGGUCUAGUAAAGUUUAGAUGGGGUCAGACAGGGGCACUGAUCAGGAAAAGGGUGGCACAAAUGAGACAUCCUUUUUUAAGGUCUUGAUUUGAUGUAAUUUUGAACUGAUUAUUACAACUAAAGUGAUCAUCUAAUGUAAAAAAAAGUGAAGGAAAAUGUGACAAAGGUUAAAGGUUAAUUAUUUGGAGUGCUAUUCUUGAAAUUCUGACUGACUGACCUUUUAUAUGCGUUUGAUUAUUAGAAAAACAAAUAAAAGACAGACUUUGUUCAAAAAACGAGUGAAUAACAUUUGAUUUUCUUUUGUUUCAGUUGCAGGAUCAGUUGAAGAAAAUGGGCAAGAUGCUGUUAUUAUUAUUAUUAUAAAUUAUCAUUAUAAAUUGGACUAUGGUGGCUCAUAUUAUGUUUUAAUUGGACUUUAUUUAGAUUACAAUGAACUGGGUUAAAUUUGCCUGUAUCUUAAAAAGUACUUUGAGAUUACUAUGUCUUAUUGUUAUUAAAUUAAAAGUUUUAACAUAAAGAUACAUUUGUAAAGUAUUUAAAUGCCACUAUUUCAUCCUCCAUCAUAAUUUGUAAAAUACUUAAGAUAUUUUCAUGUUAGCAUUUAAAUCAAGCUUCUCUUAUUUUCAAACUAUACCAUUAAACUGUGUAGGGCUUCAGUCCACUUUGUCUU
This is a messenger RNA of Melanotaenia boesemani (Boeseman's rainbowfish), 3765 nucleotides long. RefSeq names its product hyphal wall protein 2-like. The record is from RefSeq and is a predicted model, not a curated record. Gene Ontology annotation, molecular function: transmembrane signaling receptor activity. The transcript has 18 exons. Gene Ontology annotation, biological process: cell surface receptor signaling pathway. The coding region runs from base 28 to 2019 and encodes 663 amino acids. NCBI's taxonomy places the organism in Eukaryota, Metazoa, Chordata, Actinopteri, Atheriniformes, Melanotaeniidae.